Molecule: messenger RNA, 2073 nt
Organism: Schistocerca cancellata (South American locust)
Lineage: Eukaryota; Metazoa; Arthropoda; Insecta; Orthoptera; Acrididae
Gene: ZnT35C
Product: zinc transporter 2
Exons: 8
Coding region: 193-1689 (498 amino acids)
Biological process (GO): zinc ion transmembrane transport; response to zinc ion
Cellular component (GO): plasma membrane
Molecular function (GO): zinc ion transmembrane transporter activity
Source: RefSeq, a predicted model, not a curated record
AACAGUGUAGAUCCGUAAAGGCCACAUAUUUUGGUGGCAUACUUCUGUUUGUUAUGUUUGACGCUAUGUCUGUCAUUCGACAUGUAUGGAUGGUGUCGUAAGCGUGUAGUGUAGGAGUGGUAGGUAAAAUAAACAUUAUGUUUUGUUACUUUUUGGUGUCAGUUAUGAAAAUGCGUUCGAAAGUGUCCCGUUAUGAACGAUAAUGCAGAAUCUAAUUUAACAGAAAAGGUUUCUUCCAACAACUGCCCCUCUAGUAGUGACACGCCAAGUAGAAGUAUGACUGAAGAUGAUACGAACUUGCUGCUCAUCGAAGACCAGCCGGAAGUACUUGAAGCUGCUGCAAGAGUACCUGCCUUGUCAAUCAGUUCGUCUUCGAAAUUAUCAAGUACCAGCCAUAAUCUUGAAGCGGUCGACGGUUCCGCGAAUGUGUACAUUAAGGAUCAGGGUCAACAGCAUUCUUACCAAAGAAAUGGAACGGAUACCCAGUACCAGAAUAGUGCCACAUAUGGAAGUCUUCCACCCUCCCUCUCAAGGAAUGGGGAAACCUUUUCACAUCCACGACGAAUUAUUUACUGUGUUCACGGCAAGUCAAGUGGAUGCUGUGUUGUCACCGAGGGUGAAGUCGUUGACAGACCUGGCGGCCUUUCCCCAGCCACCUCUCGUGAGAGACGUGAUUCGAUGACAAUCAUGGAUGGGCACUGUCAUCGUGAAAGGGAUGAGCAGGUGGACAGCAAGGCAAGAAGGAAACUGAUAGUUGCCAGCGUUCUGUGUGUCAUUUUCAUGGUGGGUGAAACAGUUGGAGGUUAUCUUUCGUCGAGCCUGGCCAUCGCAACAGAUGCUGCUCACUUGUUGACAGAUUUCGCCAGCUUCAUGAUCUCUCUUUUUUCAUUAUGGGUUGCAAGCCGUCCUCCAACACGCAAGAUGAGCUUUGGCUGGUAUCGUGCAGAAGUUAUAGGUGCACUAACAUCUGUGCUUAUGAUCUGGAUAAUCACUGGAGUGCUUGUAUAUAUGGCCAUUGAAAGAAUUGUAACCAAAGAUUUUGAGAUUGAUGCCACAAUCAUGCUGAUAACUUCUGCAAUUGGAGUUGGAGUAAAUUUGAUAAUGGGUCUUACUUUGCACCAGCAUGGACACUCACAUGCAAGUAGUAACAAUUCAUCAGAUAUACAGAUUGAGAAUGGAGCAUCUACAGAAAGUAUUACUACACAGCAGAACAUCAAUGUUCGUGCCGCCUUCAUACAUGUCAUUGGAGAUUUCAUCCAAAGUGUUGGUGUCUUCAUUGCAGCACUUGUCAUAUAUUAUAAGCCUUCCUGGAGCAUUGUAGAUCCAGUAUGCACAUUCCUGUUUUCAGCUCUUGUUCUGAUGACAACAUUUGCUAUUAUAAAGGAUACUGUAAUUGUUCUCAUGGAAGGAAUUCCAAAAGGAAUAGAUUUUGCAUCAGUUAUGAACACCUUCUUGCAAAUUGAUGGUGUUGUAAGAGUCCAUAAUUUGAGAAUAUGGGCACUGAGCCUAGACAAAACAGCACUUUCUGCUCACCUCGCUAUAAGACCUGGAGUAAGUCCUCAGAAGGUACUGAGGCAUGCAACUCGUGAUAUACAUGCACGUUAUAAUUUCUUUGAAAUGACUCUUCAAAUUGAAGAAUUUGUUGAAAAUAUGGAAGAUUGUACUCAAUGCCAGUGUCCACCAAAAUAAAAAAAGGGACCUUUUUGUAUGAGUAUGUUUUGUGUGUUUUACCUUGUAUAAUAAAGUGUAAUUAUGAUCUCUUAUAGAGCACAUUACAAAUAUUCUUCGAAAUUUUUAUUCAUAUAUCUUUAUCAUGCCUGUGAUGAAUGCUGUGAGUUAAAUAAAUGGAGACUAUAUAAUGUGUUUAUAGAAAUGAGAGAGAAGUAUCUAUGUCAAAACAUACCAAGUAAAAAAUAUGUCAAGAAAGACAACUGUGUACAUAUCGUGUAUAUAUUUGUGGUUGUAUAUGUGUAGGUACCAAUUCCAGUGCCUUUUGUUUGAUAUAUAUUUGCACUUGAAAUUUUGUACUGCAAUAAUCAUUUAAUAAACUUAUUUGUGAUGUGCAUCUAGAAA